This is a messenger RNA of Arachis ipaensis, 1068 nucleotides long. Lineage: Eukaryota; Viridiplantae; Streptophyta; Magnoliopsida; Fabales; Fabaceae. The record is from RefSeq and is a predicted model, not a curated record.
CUAAGAAGCUAAUUCUAUCUGGGAAAAAAAAAGAAAAAAAUUUUGAAGGACAAUUUGUGAUUACUCUUAUAAUUAAUAUUGUUUGUACCUAAUUACAUUGUAUGGUAUCAUUGCUUGUGACUUCAUUAACUUCCAAAACAUUCCAUAUAUUAUUGUGACUAUAUAGUCUCUGUCCUCAACUUUCAGAUAUGCUAAUUGCAACAUCUUUUAUUAUUACUUACUUACCCUUCAAACUUUAGCCUCCUUCUAUGGCUUCAUCAACAACCAAACCACAAAAAAGGAUUAGAGAUUUUCUCACUGAGCAACAAGAACCAUUCAUAUUAGAGGUUUACCUUCUUGAGAGACAACACUCUUCAAAAUGGUGGAAAAGAUUCAAUGGAGAUUCUGAUGGAAAUAAGAGUUCUAAUAAUGAUGAGAAAUCAAGAAAGAGAAAAAAGGCUAUGCUUCCUUUUUACAAAGUUCUUCUACCAUAUGGAAAGAAAGGAAAUUCCUUAUGGUCAAAUAAUGAAGAUCAAAAUUUGUUUUCUUCAGAAACUUUUCAGAGUAGCUGCCAUAUGGAAUUUACUUGGAGAGUCAGUGAAGAAAGAGAAUUGUACCAAUACCAAUAAGCAAUCAGCAGAGUUUCUUAUUCGGCCAAAUACGUCCAAAAAGGUAGUUCAAAAGAUUAAAAGACUGCUAUGUGCCCGUGAGAGAGAUAUUUCCAUAGUGGCCAUUCCAACUAAGCAAGAAAAGGUAAAACAAUGUUACAAAGGACCCAUUUGUGAGGGAAAAAAAGAAUGCGGUCGGCAAGGUGCAAACCUCAAGACUAUGGAUUACUUGAGUUCAAUAGACGAAUGGAGGAACAUGGAGGAACAAGUGAAAGCCAUUAGUGUUGAGAUCACUGACCAUAUAUUGGAAGGUAUUAACAAUGAAAUUGUAUUAGAAUUUAUAGCAACUUGGGCAGACCAAUCCUAGCGUAGAAAUCAAACACACACAAAAAGCUCUCCUACUUUGGAGCAAUGAUUUUAGUUAUAAUUCAAUUGAUUUGGAAAACUAAUUCAGAUUAUAAUCUGCUUAUUACUUGCGUUU